Molecule: messenger RNA, 2075 nt
Organism: Aspergillus fijiensis CBS 313.89
Lineage: Eukaryota; Fungi; Ascomycota; Eurotiomycetes; Eurotiales; Aspergillaceae
Product: putative MFS transporter
Exons: 10
Coding region: 1-1581 (526 amino acids)
Biological process (GO): transmembrane transport
Cellular component (GO): membrane
Molecular function (GO): transmembrane transporter activity
Source: RefSeq, a predicted model, not a curated record
AUGGCGGCAAUCAAUCCCCCCCAACAAAGAGUCAAGCACCAGGAAAAGGAGAAGCCCCCUCCUGUGAACGUAUCCAAAGCCGACGACGUGGAAGUCGGCGAGGUCUCCUCGCUGGACGAGGCAGAGCUCUUCCUCCACGAGCAUGGCGUCUCCCGCGACCAACUCCAGGCCAUGCUCGACGAUCCCAUCCGGACGAGGAAGCUGAGACGACGUAUCGAUCUGAUCCUGCUCCCGCUCAUGUGCGGCACAUACUGUCUCCAAUACAUCGACAAGCAGGCCUUAUCAUACAGUGCGGUGUUCGACUUGUUCACUGACGCCCACAUCGACAGCAACCAGUACAGCUGGCUUGCCAGUAUCUUUUACUUUGGGUAUCUGUUCUGGGAGUACCCGGCCAGCUACAUGGCACAGCGGCUGCCGAUUGGCACCGUUGUGUCGAGUUUCGUGAUCGCCUGGGGCGCGAUUCUCAUGAUCACCGCGGCCUGCCACGAUUUCACUGGGAUGGCGGUGUGUCGGUUCUUGCUGGGGUGCUUUGAAUCGCCAAUCACGCCGUGUUUCAUGAUGAUCGUGGGCAUGUGGUACGUUCGUCAAGAGCAGCCCUUCCGCGCGGGAAUCUUCUACUGCUGCAACGGGGUGGGAUCGAUGGUCGGUGGACUGAUCACCUACGGCAUCGGCCAGGUGGACGGCUUUCCCGUCUGGCGCGCCGUAUUCCUCAUCUGCGGCGGGGCGACCAUCCUCUGGGGGAUCCUCAUGCUGCUCUUCCUGCCGAACAGCAUCCUCUCCUCGAAACGCUUCUCCGUGGAAGAGAAGAUCAUGCUCAUUGGUCGCGGGAAGCAGAACCAGACUGGUAUCCUGAACCGCUCGAUCAAGUGGUAUCAGAUCCGCGAAGCCCUCAUCGACCCGCAAGUCUGGCUGUUGUUCCUAUUCACUUUGCUGAACGAGACCGUCAACGGGGGUGUAGCCAACUUCGGCAAACUCAUCAUCCGCGGCCUAGUCUCCAGCUCCCUGCUAACCACCGUCCUGAGCAUCCCCCAAGGCGCCUUCCAGGUCCUCUUCAUCCUCUCGGGCACAUACCUCUCCUCGCGCUUCAGGAACAUCCGCACGCUCAUCAUGGCCGUGUACCUCCUCCCGACGGUGAUCGGCGUCUGUCUCCUCUGGAAGCUCCCGCGGACGAAUCGCUACGGCGUGUUGUUCGGAUAUUACAUCGUGGGAUCCUUCGUCACCUCGCUCGUCCUCGCGCUGCAAAUGCCCUCCAGCAACAUGGGCGGCUACACCAAGCGCGUCACGGCCACCGCGUUCGUGUUCCUGGCGUACUGCAUCGGGAACAUCAUCGGCCCGCACGCGUUCCUGGCGGAGGAGGCGCCCGUCUACGCGACGGGGUGUAAGUUGAUCCUGGCGUGUGCGCUGUGUCAGAUGGUGAUUGCGGGGCUGUUGCGGGUGCUGUUGGCGCGGAGGAAUCGUCGGCGCGAGCUGGACGUCGCAGUCGUCGCCGAAACAGGAGAAGAAGAGGAGGAGGAAGAAGAACAAGAGGUGAUGGCCGAUCGGACGGAUUUCGAGAAUCCUCAAUUCCGCUAUGUUCUCUAAACAUUGAACCCACGCAUCUAAACAUACACACAACCCAAUCCCCCUCCUCUACAAGAGAUAGAAAAUCACAUAGGCAACCCCGCCAUCUCCCCGACCUUCCAAUACCGUCUCAUAUUCUCCGCCCGCAACGCCUCCACCUCCUGGUCGAGGUGCUCAAACAACACCGUCCCAAACCCCUCCAACAACCGCUUCACCUCCCCGCGCUCCAGAUCCGUCUCCCCCUGCCGACACCCCUCCAGAUACCGCUCCAGCGCAUCCAUCCCCCGGUGGAUCACCUUAUGCUGGCCGACCAGGCUCAGCUCGCGCCGGAACUCGGGCAUCCGGCGCGCCAGCACGGGGAAGAUGUGCCGCUCCUCGAUCGUGUGGUGCAUCGUGAGGUGGUGGCAGAAUUCCAGGCCCAGGGUGAUCAGGGCUUUCGGGGGCAGGGUGUGUUUUUUGGUAGCUGGGGCGCACGCGGUUUGGAGGGUUGCGUAGGUGUGGCGGAAGUGGGUGUG